Molecule: messenger RNA, 534 nt
Organism: Acanthaster planci (crown-of-thorns starfish)
Lineage: Eukaryota; Metazoa; Echinodermata; Asteroidea; Valvatida; Acanthasteridae
Product: dentin sialophosphoprotein-like
Source: RefSeq, a predicted model, not a curated record
AUGUCUGUUGUGACGUUUGUCCUGAAAAUUGAUGUAGACAAUGAUCAAGAAAUUGCAGGUGACAAGGAUGAAGAAACCGCGCGCGACAAUAGCAAAGAAAAUCAAUGCUACAUUGACGAAGAAUCCUUGGGCAACGACGACGAAGGAACCGCGGGCGACAUUGAACUAAAAAAUCCAUAUGAUUCUGAUGAUACUGAUCAAGAUGGUUUAACAGACGUUUGUCAGUUUGUGACAGACAGCAACGAUAAGGAAGACGAUACAGACAAGAUUGGCGGUGACAUGACAGACAGCACUGAUCAAGAUUACACAAGCGAUUUGGCCUUAGAUCGGUACUAUGCAGAUGAAACAAACACGACUGACGAGGACGAUGAAGACGGUUCUGAGGGAGAUGACGCAACUGACAUUUUGGGGGUUGAUAAUGGCAACAAGAUCCACAAUGAUGUAACGGGCACACGUACAGAACAAAUUCCAAUAGCACAAACAAAGAGAACACCCAAAACCACAGUGGAGAAGACAAUGAAGUUGAAGCGCUGA